AUGUUAGGGUUUCCAUUGGAUUUAGACUUAUACAGGUUUCAGAUGAAAAAUGUGACUGAAGUCACCACAUUUAUACUGAUGGGCUUCACAGAUGAUUUUGAGAUGAACGUCUUCCUAUUUUUGCUAUUUUUAGCAAUCUAUCUUUUUACUCUGGCCGGAAAUUUGGGACUGGUUUCCUUAGUCAUUGGGGAUUCCCGGCUCCAUAACCCGAUGUACUACUUCCUGAGUGUGUUAUCAUUCCUGGAUGCCUGCUAUUCCUCAGUUGUCACUCCAAAAAUGUUGGUCAGUUUCCUAGCAGAGAAUAAAGCCAUUUCAUUCCUUGGAUGUGCAGCCCAGAUGCUUCUCUUUGUUACUUUUGGAACCACAGAGUCCUUUCUCUUGGCGGCAAUGGCAUAUGAUCGCUACGUAGCAAUCUACAACCCUCUCCUGUAUUCAGUGAGCAUGUCACCCAGAGUCUACGUCCCCCUUAUCAUUGCUUCCUAUGUUGGUGGCAUCCUGCACGCUUCUGUACACACCGUGGCCACAUUUAGCCUCUCCUUCUGUGCAUCCAAUGAGAUCAGACAUGUCUUCUGUGACAUCCCUCCUCUCCUCGCUCUUUCUUGCUCAGACACUCACACAAACCAGCUUCUACUCUUCUACUUUGUGGGCGCCAUUGAGAUGGUUACUAUCCUGAUUGUGUUGAUCUCCUAUGGAUUCAUUCUGUUGGCCAUUCUGAGGAUUCAUUCCACUGAUGGGAGGAGAAAAGUAUUUUCUACGUGUGGCUCUCACCUAACCGGAGUGUCAAUUUAUCAUGGAACGAUCCUCUUCAUGUAUGUGAGACCAAGUUCCAGCUAUGCGUUGGACCAUGAUAUGAUAGUAUCAGUAUUUUACACCAUUGUGAUUCCCAUGCUUAAUCCCAUAAUCUAUAGUUUAAGGAACAAAGAUGUGAAAGAGGCUAUGAAAAAAUUAUUGGGAAGAAACUGGUUAUAA
Molecule: messenger RNA, 969 nt
Organism: Manis pentadactyla (Chinese pangolin)
Lineage: Eukaryota; Metazoa; Chordata; Mammalia; Pholidota; Manidae
Product: olfactory receptor 5T1-like
Exons: 1
Coding region: 1-969 (322 amino acids)
Biological process (GO): G protein-coupled receptor signaling pathway; sensory perception of smell
Cellular component (GO): membrane
Molecular function (GO): odorant binding; olfactory receptor activity; G protein-coupled receptor activity
Source: RefSeq, a predicted model, not a curated record